UCUGUUCCUAUAGCAACACCAGCAACAUUUGAAACACCYAGCACCAUCCAUGGCUCACCACACAAUGAAAGAGAACAACAACCUUCAAAUACAGCAUCAACCAGUGAACAAACUAGCCAAGAAACAAAACAAGAACCYUCAGAUACAACACUUGAUAAGUUUCUAGCUAAACACACAAGUGAAGACAAUGAGUCCUUUGAACAAAUAAUGGAACAAGCCCGRCUUAAGCAGAGACAAAAAUAUAGUUGGCUUUAUAAAAAAGAAGAGGAACAGUUAGAAAAUAGUGAAAAACGUCUUGCAUUAUGUGAAAAUAAGGAUGGUGAUCAGUUGAUGCUGGAAGAUCGUCCUGCAAUGAUUGACACUUGGAAGUACAAAAACAAAAAUGCUUUAAUGUARUGUCCUGAAGGCAUGGAAUACUCAGUCAAAGAGAAAAUAGAAAAUCAAAAAUCGAAACCACAAGAAGUACAACAUGUUAAUACACGGUUUACUAAAAAKCCCUUUCCUGAUGAAUCUUGUAGUGGUUCAUUAGUGUCGGCUGCUGCUGCUAAGCAAGCCAAUCAUCAGGGAAAAGUGGGUGUUGAUGGACUUGAACAGAAUCCUAAUGAAAGUCCUCGUGUAAAUGGCUUUGGGUUUGUGGCUGCUACACCUUCAUUGGAACCAGGAGUUGAUGCAUCACCUCUUAUGACUUGGGGAUCCAUUGAUGGAACACCAUUUAGACUAGAUGCUAGUGACACACCAAGACCAAAUACCCCAGGACAGGUGUUCAAGAUGCCUGAACCAAAGAAAAGGGAACAAAUAGGACUUGCACUUGCAGAGAAAGUCAGUAGGAAACACAGAGAAAAGACCAGACAAGCAAGAGCUCAAGCAGCAGCAAUGAUUGGGAA
Exaiptasia diaphana is the source of this 884-nucleotide messenger RNA. RefSeq names its product splicing factor ESS-2 homolog. Gene Ontology annotation, cellular component: catalytic step 2 spliceosome. Lineage: Eukaryota; Metazoa; Cnidaria; Anthozoa; Actiniaria; Aiptasiidae. The record is from RefSeq and is a predicted model, not a curated record.